Molecule: messenger RNA, 763 nt
Organism: Mercurialis annua (annual mercury)
Lineage: Eukaryota; Viridiplantae; Streptophyta; Magnoliopsida; Malpighiales; Euphorbiaceae
Product: enhancer of rudimentary homolog
Exons: 4
Coding region: 149-463 (104 amino acids)
Source: RefSeq, a predicted model, not a curated record
ACUCUCAAGUUUUGUGGAAGAGGAUUGGCACAAAACGGCGACGUUUUAGUUAUCUGAAAUGGGUAAUUACUGCAGGUCCUGAACAGAGUCAAUUCUUUGUUUCUGCUUCCUCUGCGUGUGAAGCUUAAGCAAAGAAUCCCACUCUCUCAUGGCUAAUAGGCACACCAUAGUUCUGAUGCAGACCUCCCAUAGUAGAUCAACUAGAACAUUCAUGGAUUAUGAUUCAAUUAGUCAAGCUAUGGAUGGUAUUUGUGGACUAUACGAACGCAAGCUUAAGGAACUAAAUCCAGCCAUAAGAAAUAUCACCUAUGAUAUUGCAGAUCUCUACAAUUUUAUUGAUGGUCUCGCUGACUUGAGUGCUUUAGUUUAUGAGCACUCAAUUCAGGGAUAUCUACCAUAUGAUAGACAAUGGAUCAAACAGCGGACAUUUCAACACUUAAAGAAACUGGCACAGACUAAAUGAAAUGCAUGCCGAUGGUAGUGCUUGAAGUUCGACGGAAGUGGAAGGGAAUAGAUAUAAACUCAUGAUUUGAAGCGGGGUUUGGCUAUUGAUCUGAAUGUUGUUUAAUGUGGUAUACUUAGUACUACCCUCUCUCACUUCUAUGUGCCUAUAUCAUUAGUUAUAGUGGCAGUUCUUUGCUUAAAUUAGUAUGUGAAGUGAUCGGUGUAUUUUUUGUCGAGGAGGGGUAAUUGCACCGUGCUGCAUUUAUACUGUGUAUGAUGAUAGCUUGUUAAACUAGUGUAUGAAGUUUCAUUCUAGGCA